Owenia fusiformis is the source of this 2318-nucleotide messenger RNA. NCBI's taxonomy places the organism in Eukaryota, Metazoa, Annelida, Polychaeta, Sabellida, Oweniidae. The record is from the annotation of a GenBank genome assembly.
ACUUAACGUUUAUCGUCAUAGAAAAGAUUCGAAGUUUUAUGUUCUGUUAAUAAUUUACAUCAGAAAUAGUUAAUAUCUAAUGAACACGGGCAAUAAUAAAUAAUAAAUACAAAGAUCAAGGACAAUUGGAAUUUUGGACACAGAGCUGAAGAAGAAUCCUUGGCAUGGUUCUGCCUUAAGAUGUUCCAAAAUAUAAGUAACGUGUCGAUUCCAAGAGAACUCCUGAAGGAAGAUGCUGGAAUUUCUCUCGAUAUGGGAGGAUCCCUUCUCAAAUGUGCCUACUAUUCAAGCGAAACAUCAGAAAAAGAAGUCAUUAUAAAGAUUCUUACGCUAUCACCAAAGGGUGUUCUGGAAAACAUGAAAAAGUUACGUUCUGAGAUUUUGGACAAUAUCCACUUUCCUUGGGACACGUAUACAAUGGCUGCAACGGGUAUCACUAUCUAUAAAUAUAAAGAUGAUAUCAUUAAAAUUCUCGGUAUAAGAGAUCUGACCAUACACUCCGAAUUCGAUGCAUGCGUCAAGUACGUGAAUGCGAUUCGUGACAACCUACCGAAAGAACGAUACAUAGAGGCAAAGAGUAGUGAGGCUAUAGGCCGAGCACACAAAGCCAUGCAGGAUUACCAAGAGUUUUUUACCUCCAUUGAUUUCAAAACCAAAGCUGAAACUCAAGAAAACAAUAACGACAAAGACGAUGCCAACAGUGAGAUCAACCAGACAAUUGAAGAUGUCUCUGACACAAUACCUGAUGAAAUAAAUAACGUUGAGCAGCAUUCCGACGAAGCAAAACAAAAAGCUGAAUAUCCAUACAUGUUAGUCAAUAUUGGCUCUGGUGUGGGGAUUCUAAAGGCCAAUGCGGAUGGGUCCAAUUCCAUGAUAAAUGGUUUGAACCGUGGAGGCAGAUCAUUUAUAUCUCUAGUAUCUCUUACGACAGGUGCCAAGAAUUUUGAUGAUAUAUCAGAAAUGCUAUCAAGAGGCGAUGCUUCAGCAGUUGACACACUCGGGAAAGACAUCGAAAAUCGGGAAGAAAAUAUGUAUUCCGCAAUCCCAGAUGACGCAGUUAUAUACACUCUGGGAAAUGCAUUGUGGAAAUCUCCAGAUGAUUUCAAACGGGAAGAUAUUGCAGUAGCCAUCCUGAGAAUGACCUGUGAAGAAAUUACCCAAUUAAUCAGUAGCGAAACCAGAUUAAAUGACGUCAAGGCAGUUUACUUAAGUGGUGGCUUUUUGGUUCCGCAGAAAACGAGAGAAAUCCUGACAGAAGGUCUCACUGGUUUGACAUUAAUGAACAAUUCUGUAGACUUCGAAUUUAUCAAGCAUGGAUCACAUUUAGGAGCUCUGGGAUGCUUGAUUUCCAGCAAAGGUUCAUAGACAAGACAACUCCAGCACUUAGUAGCAGCUGUAAAUAAUGAUGUGCAGAACUAAAGAACAAACACAGAACAAACUAAUUCAUUCAAAAUUGUAAUCAACUGAACAAUUUGUUUCUAUUUUGCGGAGAUAUUUUAUAAAUAAUAUUUUAUUCUAUUUAUAUGAUGUUAAUUACAUACAGGUCUGAUGUAAUAUUUGUUUUCAAACAUAAACCGAUAUUGAAUACAUGUAUCAUCAGUACAAUAACAUGGUGAAUUUCAUUUAUUAAACAGUUACAUAUGCGUUACAUAUCGAACAAGUAUAAUUAAACAAUCACAGUAUGAGCUAUAUAAUACACUAUACAUAUCCACGUGCCAAACCUCAACAAAAACUCAAAAUUUGUCUUUAUAAUAUUUUGAGUCUUUCUUGUCAUUAGAGUCAGUGAUGUAAGCAAUGUUGUCGUACACAAUCGUAGUUCCGUUGUUCACCUGUAAUUCUUCAUAUUUCCCUGAAAAUAAAAUCUAUAUGUCAUGCUUAUACAUUCAUUUAAAAUCAUGUGAUUAGUUUUUAGCUGGAUAAUGAUAUUAUAUAACAAAUGUCAUAAUUUAGGGGAAGUAUUUAUAAUGUGAUAUCGUUAUUUGGGAUCGUGCUUUUUAUGAUUUUGAAGCUCGAACUCACAACUAAAAUCAACAGAUAACAUUGAUUAGUGUUCAGAUUCAAUUAAAGGUGGCAACCUAUAUACGCUAAUAAAUGAUUAACAAUGGCUACCUCCUUGCCGAAGUAGCCGUUUUGCCUCUGCUUCUUUGUGGUCCAAGUCUUGGUAUAAUAUGUAGGCGAAACCAUAUCUGUAUAGAAUAGAUGAGAUGAUAGCCCCGGCUAUAGGCCCCACCCAGUAAACCUGAAAAAAGAAACACAAGGUAGCUAACAUUACAUUGUUAUAAAAUGAUUCAUUAGUAAAUAAAUUUAAUUAAAAAAAA